AACCCACAACCCCUAGAAAGCAUCAAAUGGAAUCAUAAUACAUAAAUGGAGGCGUCCUAUAAAUAUGUAGGAGCAAGUAAAGUUGUGCCGCAGUCUUACCGAUAGACUGGCGUUGCCUCUGCGCUCAAAACUAAGCUCUCGUACAAGCGACUACGGCGAAAGAAGCAGGAAUCAAGUGUUUGACCUGGAUAACGGCCAGCUUAAAAACGAUUUGCAGUAAGCUGGAACGAAAAAUAGUACUCUGCCAUGUCUGAUGUUUCGUUUGCAGCUAUCACGCUGGCUAUUUCGGUAACGAGGCUUGCGUUUGCCAUUCAUCACCAGAUUAAGAUCAUUUCAGCAAGCGUCACUUAUCCCAGAAAGCAAAAGCAAAUGGACCAGAAUGCUACAGAAGCCGCCUUCAUUGUGGAAGUCUCAACGUUCCUCAACGCUACCAACCUCACUGGGGGCUCAGAUAGAGCUGGAACUUCAGAUACCCACAGCGGUCGAGACCGCAGGGAAGUGUCCAAGCAUCUAACGUCAAAGCAGAAAGCUGUCCUGAGGAAGAAGAGGUACGAGCGUCGGCUCAAGAAUGAAAGGGAUGCACUCCGCGACAUGGUGAGUGCUUUAAGCUCACGACUCGAGCAGUUGCGACGAAGCCGCGGAAGCAGUCAGAGGAGCAUUCUAGUUGACUCUUCCACGUCUGGCCCGACGUGGAGAGCACUAGCCCUCUCUCGCAGUAACGAGAGGCAUCAAGCGGAAGAAGAGAAGCUCCGACUUGAAGCUACUAUUGAUCAACAAGCCACUUACAUCUCCAUUCUGCAAGAAUUACUGCCCAAGAAAAUGUACGAGUGGGUCGCUAUCACUGCGGAGACUCGUUCCGUUAUCGUUUCCAGUCGGCUAGCUAACAUGAGAGGCAACCACGCUCUAUUCGCUUCUCAUUUACAGGAGGUCUUCGCUGCGUACGCUCUACUCGACAACGUCUUGCGUGGUACGAGCGAGUUGGAUGGUAUAGCUGACUCCCUGUGUCGUCCCACGAUAGACAGUGGUGAUGAAUACUUACGCCAUGUUAACAGAUACACGGUACCUUUUAGUUUCAAGCAAACCAGCAAGGCGUGGUGGCAGAUUACUAACCUAAACCAGUGGAUUCAAGAGGGCGACGGCUAUGCAGACCUGGCUGAUCCGAACGAUACUGUUAUCCUAAGGUCUCGCGUGGUUCGGACUCUUCCGAAUGGGAUGACAGUAUCUGCUUCGCAGCGGUACAUCCUUCGCCGGUUUGUGGAGGCAACUAGAGCGGUGUUCAUGUGGAAAACGUACUCAGAAGGAGAAGGAACUUUCACUGGAGCGUAUGUUGAGGAAACAGGGUGGGCACGUCUUCAGCCGACUAUGGAGGGCGAUUCGACUGAGAUUUCAGUGUGCGUUCACCAAGCUCCUAUGCAAGUUGGUGGUUCAGCAUCAACCAAGCAGGAGUUUUGCGACGUAAUGCAUGGUUUACUUAACGAGACUGCGCAAGUCAUGAUGAAUCUACUAUCCAAGAAGCUACUGGAGGAGACGCUGUCCACUAUCGAAGUAGAAUAGGGAUCACAGAAUUAGCAAAUAGUAAGUCGUAACUGGUAUACAAUGAUGCUGCUUAGUCUGCUAUCGUGCCCGUCAUAUUGCUCAUCACACUCCUAAAAUUUACUACCUGGUUAUCCUCGU
This is a messenger RNA of Phytophthora nicotianae INRA-310, 1674 nucleotides long. RefSeq lists its product as hypothetical. The transcript has a single exon. The record is from RefSeq and is a predicted model, not a curated record. The coding region runs from base 247 to 1554 and encodes 435 amino acids. NCBI's taxonomy places the organism in Eukaryota, Oomycota, Peronosporomycetes, Peronosporales, Peronosporaceae.